UGGUCUUGAGGAGGCGAUUUAAUUGUGAGUUGUAAAAAAAAGAUCCCAUAAAAAAAAAAAAAAACGAACGACCAGAAUUGUAAUUUGCGCACGCUGCCGAUCCCGGUGCAAGCGUGGAAUAACAAUAAGUGAAAAAAACUAUGAAAGAUUAACGAAUGUCAGCAGCAACAACACAGAUGCGCGCGUUCUACGUGAUUAUACGCAGACGUAUAUUCCAUACACUUCACCCCUUAUCUUCGGCCCCGCGGGUUUGCUGCACGGGUUAAGAAAAAAAAAAAUGAAUACAAAAAAAAAAAGCCGGCCGCUUCCAAGUUCUCCGCGACGGGGCGCUGCCGUAGCAACUGGUCCCGAAUCAGGUUAAUAUAAACCGUCCGCGUGGUGCCGGUGCGUCAGUGUAUCUGGCGCUGUCAGUUGGUCGGAAUCCGAGGAUUACGUUUCCUGAAAUCUAUUUGUUGUCGAAAUAGUAGAGUAAAUUUAUUUCGCGUACGUUGUGUUUGUACGGUUUUUUUUUCAAGGCAAUCGUACUUGUGAAUUCAGUGCUUUGCCCAUUGGUUAUUUAACUCAACAGAACUAGAGUAAGGAUGACGCCAAAUAUAACGAGCGCAUCGACAGGGGUGCUCUUUGAGGAUGAGACGGUGGAUGAAACGACAAUUUCUCCACCGACAGAAAUAAUAAAGGAGGAGAAGCCAAAAUAUGUGAGACAAAUCGUGUGGCGAAACGUCAUUAUCUUCGCUUAUCUUCAUAUCGCAGCUGUAUACGGUUUUACCCUAAUAUUCACAUCCGCCAAAUUAGCAACUACGAUAUUCGCGAUAUUUCUUUACCAGUUAUCCGGCUUGGGUAUCACAGCUGGCGCACAUAGACUUUGGGCCCACAAAUCUUACAAAGCGAAAUGGCAGCUCAGGCUAUUACUUACCAUUUUCAACACGUUGGCAUUCCAGGAUGCCGUGUUAGAUUGGGCCCGAGAUCACAGAGUUCAUCAUAAAUUCAGUGAAACAGACGCGGAUCCUCACAACGCCAAGAGAGGAUUUUUCUUCGCACAUGUCGGUUGGUUAUUGUGCAAGAAGCAUCCAGAUGUCAAGAGCAAAGGCAAGGGAAUUGACCUUAGCGACCUUGAGAAUGAUCCGAUACUUGCAUUCCAGAAAAAGUACUACUUAUAUUUGAUGCCAGUGAUUUGUUUUAUCCUGCCAACCGUAAUACCCGUUGUUUGUUGGGGUGAAACUUGGACCAAUUCAUAUUUUAUACCAGCUGUCCUGAGGUACAUCUUCACGCUGAAUUCGACGUGGCUCGUAAAUUCCGCAGCACAUUUGAUCGGCAGCAAACCUUACGACAAGUACAUAAACCCGUCGGAAAAUGGUGGUGUGGCGUUUGUGGCACUUGGAGAGGGUUGGCAUAAUUAUCACCACGUAUUCCCAUGGGAUUACAAAACUGCUGAACUCGGGAAUUACAGAUGUAAUACCACGACUGCAUUUAUUGAUUUCUUCGCUAAAAUCGGUUGGGCGUACGAUCUGAAAAGCGUGUCUACCGACAUGGUUAGAAAACGCGUCGAGAGAACGGGCGAUGGGAGCCACGAGGUAUGGGGAUGGGGUGAUAAAGACCAACCCCAAGACGAACGAGAAAGUGCAAUUAUAACGCAUAAAAAAUCGCAAUAGUGGACGGUGCAGUGCAGGAUAUUGCGAUCCGGAUAGCAGAGGGACGAAAAUCGAUAUCGCUUGUAAAAAGGCGGAGAACAAGACGUUCUCUGCAAACCCUUCGAACGCCAAAUCGACUAACUAGAAAUAUUCUGAUUUUCUAUUAAGUUUCUGCAAACAUCGCGGCCGCCAGUAUAAUAUUCAGAAAAAGGUACUUUGUUUCGGUCGUCUAUUGAGUAAACUUGGAACUGAAGAAAGAUAGUCGACGAUAGCUUGCGGGCAGCAUUCAAGGGAAGCGAGUGAAUACGUCUUUAAACGACUGAAACAGAAAUAGGUACCAUACUUACCAGUUAAUGCGUUGGAUAUCGUAUUGAUCGAUAAAGCGGGUGAAGAGAAUUUGGGGAACUUUUUUUUAGCUUUAAAUACGAACUGGUCGAUACCUCCUUAUUAUAUUUAUACAUGUGUGUGAGAUCAUCUCUUCCGCAUAAUUUGAAUUGAAGUUGAAAUCGAAUGGUUGGUAAAAGUGUUCGUAUUCAUACCUCCGAAAACAUGUCUGCAACACCUUCUCAACCAUGGGGCAAAUAUCGUUGAUCUACUGAUAAAUUUAAUAACCCAUCGUCAAUACUUAUUGUCAGAGUAAAAAGGACUGAACAGACGAUCGUUACUGAAUUUAACUUAGGUAAAUCUUAUAUGUUUCUAAAUCAUUAUCUAUUCACAUUCUUCGUGUACGUUCGAGGUAUUACAUUUUUCCAGAAUGUAUACAACUGUAUACGCAAAGGAUGUGGAGAAGAUAUCCAACUUGACGGUCGCAAAGCUCGUAGAUUGGCUCAGGAUAAAUGAAGAAUAUUUUCAAAAGAUCGUGUAGUAUCCAAGUAUAUUUGUACAAAGGUGUGUAAGUUUCUGACAUUUGAUGUCAGAGGUGAUAGGAUAUUUGGAGAGUCCAAAACUUCCGUGGAUUCAAAGGCAGUUCUUAAAGAUAAGAAAUAAACGGAAUACAUUCGUCAUUAUCAAUUGGUUCAAGUUAUUUUUGCUUUUGUGUCCUGUCAAUUUAUUGUCAAUUGUAGUACACGUAUUUGUUGUGAACAUAAAAUCGAACCAUUUUGCGGCCAUCAACUAAUUUGAAAUGGUUCUUAUGAAGAAACCAAAUUGUAGUGUAUGCAUAACUUUCGUCAUUGAGCCAAUCGCGUGAUUAUUUGGUCAGACUUUAUUCGAAUAAAGUCUUACAUUGCGACAUGUUUUCAGGAUCAGUUUUUGUAUUAUUCUUUAACGGUGUCAUGGUAGACCUGGAAAUAAGGUUCCUAGUGUCUUCUCUCAUUGAGUUUCCCUUUACUUCUGAACGUUUCUUUUCUUUUUCAUUCUGAUCGUUGGUAACAGUUCGUCCCGGUUACAUCUGUAUCGACGUGAUUAUUAUUCUGGUAGUCCUUUGUGAUAAUUUAUUACCAUUAUUAUUUAUUUUAUUUUGGUCCAAUAUUCUUGGAACUAUUUUUUUUUUUUUGUUUUUCUCUACACUGAUAAAACGUUUGGUUGUCAUGAACGAUUUUAUUAGGAAUUAGUUACAAUUUGGUUGUUGUUAUACUUUCUCAGUUUCUUAAUCUUUUCCUCUAUUUCUUUUGUCUAAUAUUGUUUGAAAUUUUUUCGUUCUUACCACUGGCUGAAAAUGUUAUAUGGAAUAAUGAACGCUGGUACGGGAGUGCAGACACAUGUUAACAAUAAGAUGAAAAACAAAAAUUAAUGAGAAACAUAAUAUUAAUAAGAAAAUGAAUAACAAUAAAUUCAAAAUUUCUCAAUGGAAGUUCUUAGCUUCCAGUUAGCUGGUUUAAGUUCAACUUGUUAAGGCUGAUUUUUAAUAUUUCGCUGGGGUAACAAUUAAUGACUUCGCAGUAUAACAAAUUCAAAGUGUUGGAAGAGUUUGGGGUGAUGAUGUAAAGAUGCAUCGAACAAAAGAUAAACCUACACAUAUAGUAAUACGAUUCAAAAAUCUUCCAGACUGUUUCUUCUGCUGCUGGUUAUCAGAUGAACGCUUCUGUUUGAAUAAUGAACUCCGUAUAAUUUUACCCACGCCUGGAAAGUCAGUUGAAAGUAAUAAUACUAAAAUUUAAAUACGAUUCCCAAAAUUUAGAUCUUAACUAUCCGACACGACGUAUGCCGAUUGUUUUAAUUGAACCUUGUGAUACAUCGAUCAAUUUAACAUUAGUUUUUGGAAUGGAAGGUUGUAAAGAAAAAAUUCAGUAUAGUAUCAUUUUCACGUGGUUGAAUUUUAUAAUAAUAUACAUGUAAGGUAAAAUCACGAGUUACGAGUUUAUUAAUCACUCGUACCUACUUUGGAGUAACCUAAGAAUAACUACAAUGAAUAUCAUGAGAAGACCACUAUCGCCAAUGAUUAGUUGUGUUCGAAUGAUUCAAAUGAGAAAAAAAUUUAUUCUAUGCCAUUCGACUAUAGUUAUUACCUUGAGCCAAUCUAAUUAAUUAUUCCUAAUGCAUAGGCAUACGUCCGACACGCAUCACAAAAACUAAUAAUUGUCGUAGGGACAUCACUGGUAUAUUAUACACCUUGCGACGGAUAUCAAGUAUCCGAUAACACAAAAGAGCAACAUGAUUUAUUUGUACCAAACAUACACACAUUAUAUUUAAUAAUAAUUAAUUGUAGCUUACACGGAGUAACAAUUUCUAAUUAUCUGUAUAUCUGUGUAAUUACGUUGUAUGUAUAUAUUAGAUGAUAAUUUAUUUUAUUCAUAUUUUGUUACGUUUUUCCUCAUUCUGUACUAUUAUUAGUAAGUGCUAAGAUUUAUUUAGUUUUAUGAUUUAAGGAAUCACUAGAAGAUUCUCUGGUACCCUAUCAAUAUCUCGUUCAGUUGUAGAAAAAUUGUUUCGCUUAUCUUAAUCGUUAGUAUUUUCUUAUUCAUUGGUUGUUAAUUAGAAUCCCAUAGAAAAUUACCGCUUUUCACUUCUGGUGUACAACCUGAUAUUGGUUAUCGCAAUGGCUCAUAUCUUGUUUCUUUUCAUGAAUUGUAGUUUCAUCGGAAAUGUAGUUUUUUCCAAUCGUGGUUUACUCAGUGGUUUACUCAGAUUUUUAACAGUAACUACAUGAACAUAAAACAUUCGCGGUACACAGAGAUAUUUAGGUUUAAAUAUUUUGAAUGCACGAUAACGAUAUUUAACGUGAUGCAUGGAUGCGGCAGAGAAUUUAUAUAAUAUACAGCACAAAAUAUUUACGAUUGACGUAAAAAAUAUUACCUGAAUUUAAUUUAUACAAAUAUAUAUACAAAUAUAUAUAUUAUUUCUCUUAACCGCAAAAUUUAUCUAUGAUAUAAGUAAAGAUAAAAGAAAUUAUUUAAAACUUUCACGAAAGAGAUGAGUAAUUAGAAAUACAGAAGAAAAUCUUUGUGAAAAGUAAUUCAAAUUGUAAUAUCUAUUUUCAGAGAACCAGAUGUAAUAUGGGUGAAAAAGAUUUGAAUAUGACUUUACGGGAAAACAUGUCUAACAUUGUGAAAUUCAAAGUUUUCUGUAACCUGAAGCAUCUAGAAGAAAUCUAUUUUCAUUCAUAAAAAUGAUAUAUUAUUACUAAUGUAUUAUACGAUGAAUAUGUUGUAAUGAAAAUUCUAAUGAAAAUAGUAGAUAUGAUAUUUAAUAAAUAUAUAUACAUAUAUAUUUUUCUGUAAA
This is a messenger RNA of Athalia rosae (coleseed sawfly), 5288 nucleotides long. Its product is annotated as acyl-CoA Delta-9 desaturase. The transcript has 6 exons. Gene Ontology annotation, molecular function: stearoyl-CoA 9-desaturase activity; iron ion binding. Bases 582 to 1649 code for a protein of 355 amino acids. Gene Ontology annotation, biological process: unsaturated fatty acid biosynthetic process. Gene Ontology annotation, cellular component: endoplasmic reticulum membrane. Lineage: Eukaryota; Metazoa; Arthropoda; Insecta; Hymenoptera; Athaliidae. The record is from RefSeq and is a predicted model, not a curated record.